UCCAAGCUUGAUAAACCAUUCAAGUUCAGUUAACAGCAAACUGUUACCACUAUGGCAUCUACUACCCGAUUCAGACUCGUCUUUAACGUGCCUAAAUUAUCGUUGGCUCAAUGUAAAGAGGCCAUUUUCGCUGCUGGAGCAGGUCGCUUACCCGGCCCGGGUAAUUAUACCGAGUGUUGUUGGACUGUCAUUGGGACCGGCCAGUUUCGCCCUGGCGAUGCAGCCAAGCCACACCUUGGCGAAGUCGGAAAGCUUGAGGAGGUUGAAGAGGCAAGGGUUGAAACUAUUUGCGUGGGUGAAGACGUUGCCAGGAACGCCGUCAAAGCUCUGAAAAGCGCCCAUCCCUAUGAAGAGCCCUCUUACUCUGUGUAUCGACUAGAAGAUUUUUGAGGGGAACAUGGAUGGCGUAGUGAUUAAAGGCAGGGUGGCAAGUUGUACCGGAAAGGCCGUUGAUUAUGAUUAUAAGUGUCUGCCAUAGCAGGAACCACAGUGGAAGGACAUGUGCAGAAGGAGAAGAAACAAAACCCACGAUGAAUAGUCUAUAUAAAAAUAUUUCUUGAAAAAAGAAAUAAAAC
Fusarium odoratissimum NRRL 54006 is the source of this 575-nucleotide messenger RNA. RefSeq lists its product as uncharacterized. The coding region runs from base 52 to 390 and encodes 112 amino acids. The record is from RefSeq and is a predicted model, not a curated record. The transcript has 2 exons. NCBI's taxonomy places the organism in Eukaryota, Fungi, Ascomycota, Sordariomycetes, Hypocreales, Nectriaceae.